GAAUGUCAAGAAUCAGCUGCCCUGACCCUCUUCUCCACUGGGCUGGGCCUCGCACCCUUGAAUCUCGCCGCGGGGCCUGAACACGCCGAGUUCCUUGAGCCCUUCCUCUCCGGGGAGGGGAGCCCUCUCGCGUCGUUGGUGUUUUCGGAACCGGGGGGUGUAGCGAACGCUCUGGAACGGGGUGGGAAGGGCUUCCAGACGACUGCACGGCGGGAAGGGGAUGAGUGGGUGAUCAACGGGGAGAAGAUGUGGGCUACGAAUUGCGCGGGGUGGGAUUUUAGGGGUUGCGAGUUGGCUUGUGUGGUUUAUAGGGAUAUUACGACCCCGCUUGAAGAAAGGCAGGAUCCGAAGGAUAAAGUAAUGAUUAUUCUGGUGACGAGGGGGGAUUUGGAUAGGAAUGGGGAGGGGGCUUUUGAGGUGGUGAGGCAUGUUGCUACGCCGGGGCAUACGAGUGUAAGUGGGCCGCAUGUGCGGUAUACCAAUGUCAGAGUGCCAGCCAAGAAUGUUUUGUGUCUACCGGGAAAGGGGGCGGAGGUGGUAUUUGGGGCGUUUGAUGGGAGCGCGGUGCUGGUUGGGGCGACGGGGGUGGGGUUGAUGAGGGCUGCUUUUGACGCUGCGAUUGCAUUUGCCAAGAGGGAUGAUAGGGGCGGGGUGGUGCCGUUGUUGGAGAGGCAGGCUUUUGCGGAUUUGUUGAGCGGGGUGAAGAUGCAGACGGAGGCGGCAAUGGCGUUGACGUGGAAGGCGGCGCAUGCGAUGGAGAAUGGGCCGGGGGAGUAUGAUGCCAGGCGAGAGCUGGCGCUGGGGGCGAAGGUGUUUGGGAGUGAGGCUGCGGUGAAGGCUUGCAUGGAUGUGAUUAAUGCGGUUGGGAUUACUGCGUAUGAACUUGAUCAGCCGUUCUCAGAUCUGCUCAACACUGCGGUUGUGCUGCCGAUUUUUGAUGGUGGAAAUGUGGGCAUCAGGAGACGGCACUUGCAGCAGUUGAUGCUUUCCCCAACGUACGAUGCAUGGGCGGCCACCUAUGGGCCCUCGCAGGAGUGA
Molecule: messenger RNA, 1038 nt
Organism: Podospora anserina S mat+
Lineage: Eukaryota; Fungi; Ascomycota; Sordariomycetes; Sordariales; Podosporaceae
Exons: 2
Biological process (GO): butyrate catabolic process; fatty acid beta-oxidation using acyl-CoA dehydrogenase
Source: RefSeq, a predicted model, not a curated record